AGCAGGCAGCCAGCGGGGCGGCUGGCAGAAGCAAGCGGACCACAGGACCAGCACAAAGGUGGCAUGGCCUCAGGCUCAAUGAGUGGAGUCAUCAAGGUGAUGUGUCUGGGUCUGCACUGACUGGACAGAGCUGUAAAUGCGGUGUUUGAAGUUGGAGAACGUUUGGGGUGAAUUUGAUGAUUUUUUGAAGGCCGCAGGCUCCAAACUUGUCGUUGUUGACUUUUCGGCAACAUGGUGCGGACCUUGCAAAGCAAUGAAUCCUUUCAUUCAUGACCUGGCUGUUCGGUAUGACAAUGUCGUGUUCUGUAGUGUGGAUAUCGAUCUGGCAGAGGAUGUGGCUAAUUCUUGUAAAGUUGCCGCCAUGCCAACAUUCCAGUUGUACAAGAAAACAGAGAAGAUUUGUGAAAUUACUGGCACCGACACCAAGAAGUUGGAAGCAAAGAUUGAAGAACUAAUGUAGUCCCCGCAGAAAACAAAAACAGAGGUGUUCCAGUAAAACUCACUUUCCGUAGGCUCA
Molecule: messenger RNA, 517 nt
Organism: Pelodiscus sinensis (Chinese soft-shelled turtle)
Lineage: Eukaryota; Metazoa; Chordata; Testudines; Trionychidae
Product: thioredoxin-like
Molecular function (GO): protein-disulfide reductase activity
Source: RefSeq, a predicted model, not a curated record